UCUUUCUAAUGUUCUUCGGUAUGUCUUCUCUAUUGUUUGGAGGCGUUUCAGCAAGUAAGAAUCUACAUGCACCACUUUUGCAUGCCAUAUUUCGUGCACCAAUGUAUUUCUUCGACACCACUCCAUUUGGGCGAAUACUUAAUCGAAUCGGAAAAGAUAUUGAAACAAUUGACUUUUUGCUUCCUUAUAACGUGCAAUUUUUUGCUCAAUGUGUACUACAGGUUCUUUCCACACUAAUUAUAAUUCUGAUCUCAACACCAAUGUUCGGUAUUGUUGUUAUCCCAUUGGCAAUUUUCUAUGUUUGUGUCUUGAAAUAUUAUAUUUCUACAUCUCGGCAGUUAAAAAGGCUUGAGUCGAUUACGCGUUCACCCAUUUAUUCACAUCUUAGCGAGUCAAUUAAUGGUGCUCCUACAAUUCGUGCAUAUGGACAAACUGAUCGUUUUUCCCGUAUCUUGCAACAGAAAGUUGAUGCGCAUGUUCAGUGUCGAUAUCUUAAUUACGUGGCAAACCGAUGGCUCAGUAUCCGUUUAGAAUUCAUAGGCAAUUGUGUUGUACUUUUUGCUGCUUUCUUUGCAGCCAUUUCACGUGGUUCAAUAAGUGCUGGUGUGCUCGGACUUUCUGUUUCAUACUCAUUGAAUAUAACUUUUGUGCUAAAUUUUGCUGUACGUCAAAUCAGCAAGCUCGAAACCAAUAUUGUCUCUGUUGAGCGUGUUAACGAAUAUUCUAAUACAAAGCCUGAAGCUGAAUGGAUUACCGAGCCCUCCAAAAGGCAGCCUCAGAAUUGGGCUAAUCAUGGGAAUAUAGAAUUUCGUGACUAUUCUACUCGAUAUAGAUCUGGACUUGAUUUGGUUAUCUACCAUUUGAAUGCACAAGUGCAAGCAAGGGAACGAAUUGGCAUUGUGGGCAGAACUGGGGCUGGUAAGAGUUCAAUUACUCUUGCUCUUUUCCGUAUGGUUGAGCCUUGUUCUGGUACAAUCUUUAUUGAUGGUGUUGAUAUUACUGAUUUGGGACUUCAUGAUUUACGUUCAGCCAUCACUAUAAUUCCGCAAGAUCCAAUACUUUUUUCUGGCACUCUUCGUUUUAAUUUGGAUCCAUUCGAGAGGUAUACAGACCAGGAGAUUUGGACUGCGCUAGAGUUUGCAAGUCUGCAAGAAUUUGCAGCAGCACAACCAAGCAAGCUUGAACAUGAAAUCACAGAAGGCGGAGAGAAUAUAAGGCAUGUCGGUCAACGUCAAUUGGUUUGUCUAGCUCGUGCUUUGCUUCGUGCACCGCAUUCUCGUAUUUUGGUAUUAGAUGAAGCAACGGCUGCUGUUGAUGCUGACACUGACAUGCGAAUUCAGCAGUCUAUUCGCGAGCAUUUUUCACAUUGCACAGUGUUAACUAUUGCACAUCGUCUGAAUACAAUACUUGAUUAUGAUCGAGUUUUAGUUAUGGAACAGGGCCGAGUUAAAGAAUUUGAUUCACCACAGACACUCCUUUCAAAUCCGGAUUCUGAAUUUUCAAAACAGGCAAAACAUGCAGGAAUACUUCCAUCUUCAUUGACUUCUGGCAUUUCUUUUUGA
Molecule: messenger RNA, 1562 nt
Organism: Meloidogyne enterolobii
Lineage: Eukaryota; Metazoa; Nematoda; Chromadorea; Rhabditida; Meloidogynidae
Source: the annotation of a GenBank genome assembly